UUCGAGCAGCAGUUUGAUCAAUUAGUCUUUUUUCUUUUAUACCAGUAUAAACACUAUUCUAAAGUAAUAUGGGAGACGAAGAAGAUCCAUGGGGUUUCGACGAUGGCGGCGAUGCUGAGCCAGCUGCAGCAGCUUCAUCAUCUAAUCAGGGAACUCCUGCUCCACCCUCCAAGGCCCCGAGUGUUGCUUCCGACCAUAAGUCUGACAGUGUGGCGGUCGGAGGGACUCCGGCAAACGAGGAGGCGGCUGCUGUAGAGGAAGAAAUUGAGUUCAAAGCGCCUCCACCUCCGCCAGAAGACGAUGGAUACAGGAAACCAGUUCAAUUGUACCGACACUGGGUCAGGCCGAAAUUUCUCCAAUACAAAUAUAUGUACAACUACAGAACCAAUUAUUAUGAUGAUGUGAUUGACUAUAUUGAUAAAAAACAAACUGGAGUGGCACGUGACAUACCAAGACCCCAGACAUGGGCGGAACGUGUCCUGCGCACUCGAAAUAUCAGCAGUGGCAUUGAUUCGUUUGCUCCAUCGGCAAAAAGGGACAAGCAAUUAAUUCAAACAUUGGCGGCCUCGAUUAGAACUUAUAAUUACCACACCAAGGCAUACAUUAACCAAAGGUAUGCUAGUGUGCUUUAGUGAGCACACCU
Messenger RNA from Drosophila serrata, 643 nucleotides. RefSeq names its product flightin (gene fln). The record is from RefSeq and is a predicted model, not a curated record. Lineage: Eukaryota; Metazoa; Arthropoda; Insecta; Diptera; Drosophilidae.